Messenger RNA from Dendronephthya gigantea, 1425 nucleotides. Its product is annotated as E3 ubiquitin-protein ligase E3D-like. Gene Ontology annotation, biological process: protein polyubiquitination; protein monoubiquitination; proteasome-mediated ubiquitin-dependent protein catabolic process. Gene Ontology annotation, cellular component: ubiquitin ligase complex; cytosol; nucleus. Gene Ontology annotation, molecular function: ubiquitin protein ligase activity; cyclin binding; ubiquitin conjugating enzyme binding. NCBI's taxonomy places the organism in Eukaryota, Metazoa, Cnidaria, Anthozoa, Malacalcyonacea, Nephtheidae. The coding region runs from base 90 to 1289 and encodes 399 amino acids. The record is from RefSeq and is a predicted model, not a curated record. The transcript is spliced from 10 exons.
UUUUAAAAUAUAUUUUAUUUGUCUGAAUUUCUGUUAAAAGUAAAGUAGAUUUUCUUCUUUUUCUCCCCUUUAAAGAAAGAUUAAAACCCAUGGAUGAUAGAAAAGACACUCCAAUGUUAUAUUUUGGCGAAUUUCAUGACAAAAUCAACAUUUUUAACCUUGUAAUUUGUCCGAGUGCAUUCCCUGAUAUUCUGCAGCAGAUCUCUCUCAAGAUAAACGUUCAUAAACAUGGGUUGGAAUUUACAAAUGGACAAUCGAAAUUUGCGAUCUUGUUUAAAGAUUUGACCAUUCAACCGUUAUCAGCCCAAACAGUAAAAAUUGUGAAUGAAAAUGAGGUUCACUUCAGACUUGAAGUUUCACCACCUGGGCCUUCAACAUUUGAGGAACAGUUCUCGCAGGGUGAAUUAGUUCCUAAACCCGACAAAGUGUUAAAUAUACAAUGCAAAGAAUGUUUGUCAGAGAUAACACGGUGUGACAGAAAAUUUUCCAGAGUUUUGGAACUACCGUCGGAAAAUUGGCAAGAAUAUUUAGACAACUGGUGUUGCCAUGGCAAUGAAGCUAUCACAAAGUUAAAAGAUGGUUUAAACCCUCAAGAAAAUUACUGCUUCUUUGGAAACUGGUAUAUUUUGGUUCACCCUAAAGCACUUGAUGUUCAGAAUAUCAAAGUUUCAAUGCGAGAGGAAAGCUGUCAAAUUCUCUGCAAACGUUGUCAAGCAAUGCUGGGGAGGUUAAAUUUCUCAGCCUCAGGCGAUAAUUCAGCUAAAUUCUUGUGCAAGGAUGUCAAUAACAGUUCCAGCGUUGAGUUAAACAAACAUUCAAUAACGCUUUACAACGGUUCGUCAAGAAAUAUUUUCAAAAAUCUCGGUGAAGAAACGUUUUUGGCAGCGAAUUUUAUAAGUUUGACCAAGACUCGAAUGUGUCACAAGUUUAUCGUUAACAAAACAUCGUCAGAAAAAAAUAAUUCGACAGUUGUUUUGAUUUGGGUUCUAAAUACAGAAACGAAAUUCAUUUCUUCCCUGUGUCAGAGAGAAAGUUCAGAAGAAAAUAUUGGUUUUCCAAGUAUAUUUCGUGCAGUGAAAGUCCUUUACAAAACCCACCUUGAAUAUGACUUUAAAACGAUAAAAGAUGAAUGGUAUUGUAGUUCCCUCACAGACAUCAUCACAUUCCCUGAAGAAAUCUCUUUGAAGCUUUUGUUGUGUCUCACACAAAACAACAAGACUCAACCGCCCUCAUUGAGAACUGCCAAUAGUUUUAAUGUGAGUUUUUUAAAACUCAAACAAGCUCAAUGAGUUGGUCACUCUUGCAAAAUGUCUUGCUUUGGAUUGGAGUGGAUUUAUGUUGAUGUCAAGUUUUGAAGAAGGAAGCCAAUGUAAGGUUAGAGGUUAUACAUAUAUUAAUAUAUUAUCACAAAUAAAUAAGCUUGGA